Oryzias melastigma (Indian medaka) is the source of this 2020-nucleotide messenger RNA. RefSeq names its product zinc finger protein 750 (gene znf750). The record is from RefSeq and is a predicted model, not a curated record. Gene Ontology annotation, molecular function: RNA polymerase II cis-regulatory region sequence-specific DNA binding; DNA-binding transcription activator activity, RNA polymerase II-specific; promoter-specific chromatin binding. Gene Ontology annotation, biological process: positive regulation of transcription by RNA polymerase II; epidermis development. Bases 145 to 1887 code for a protein of 580 amino acids. Lineage: Eukaryota; Metazoa; Chordata; Actinopteri; Beloniformes; Adrianichthyidae. Gene Ontology annotation, cellular component: nucleus. The transcript is spliced from 3 exons.
UCACACACAUUCUCCAUCAGCCACAUUGACGGGGAGCACGCAUCCCGACCGGAGACCGAUGCUGGAUGUGAGCUGUGGAGCAGAGUCUUCAUUGGCGCUGAACUCGGGAGAACGCACUGCUGCAUCUAGACAACUUGAAUCAAGAUGGACGUUUCACAGGAACGGAAACCAAAAAGGCCGCACUACAUUCCCCGACCGCCCGGGAAGCCCUUCAAGUACCAGUGCUUCCAGUGUCCCUUCACCUGCAACGAAAAGUCCCACCUCUUCAACCACAUGAAGUACAACUUGUGCAAAAACUCCAUCUCCCUGAUGUCGCAGAAAAACGGGCAAACAAGCCGGCAGAUCAAGACUAUGUCAAAGGAAGUUCACACAAAACCCAAGGAAGGUCCGGACAUGGCGGAGGCGGAUCAGAACAAAAAGCAGGAGAAGGUAGAAGAAGAGGAGAGCAGGGAAGACGGCAGAGAUAGUGUGGAAGAACUCGACGUCGAACAUGAAAGUCCAGUUAUUAAGAACGGCCAGAGGGGAACAAAACCAAGUACAGAGUCAGAGAACGACGAGACGAAGGAGUUGCCACGCCAAUCCGCCUUUUCCCCGGUCACGCCCAAAUGUGAUGGAGCAGAGGCUUCAAAGAUACCAGCCCAGCAGACAAAGGACCCACAAAGUCCAGCCAUCGGCUACCACACCUUUCCUUGGGACAGAAUUCCCCCAACAAUCGCCCUGAAGCCGCUAACUUCCCUCGUGGCUCAUGAAUAUCCAUCCUAUACGCUGAGAGAUCGAAUCUAUGAGUCCUACUGCGUCCCAGGAACACCCCACGCCAAUAACCCCAGCUCUGCUCCCAUACAGCCAGAGUUUUUAGACCCCCAAAGACAACCACCAAUUGUCCCGCCGCAUUCCUCCCCUUUCCCGCCUUACCAGUACAGAUAUUACAAUCUGCCCUCCACGCCCGCCCUGCACUACAACCUAUACAGACCCCACGACCUUCCCAUGCCGAUUCCACCACCCGGAUACCUUUCUUUGGAUUAUUACGGCCAAACGCUCGCCAAUAAGAAUUACGAGUACUACAUGCAUUCUUAUCCAAGUCACAACCCUCCCCUCGGUUCUGCAAAGGACGAGGACCGCCAAAGUGGGGUCAAAGCUCCCAGGCUGAGCCCCAUCGAGGGUUACUCGGCUUUGGGGUCCCCUGAUAAACCGAGUCAAGCAAACAUCUUUCAGAGAGAUGCACAGAAGCCCAAAGCGAACCCCCAGACCACCCUCCUGCACAGAAACACAAGCGUGGAAGCGAUGAAGAGAGACUCCAGACAAGACGAGUCGGCAGAAAGUUUGCUUCAAUUGAGAGCUCAGCCUACAGACAGAUGGUUGGUAGAGAGCGGCCGAUACGCCCAUCAGUCCGUUUCUGAGCCGUGUCCUGUUGCCUCGUCUGAACAAAAUGAAGACAGCAAAGACGAUAAUCCAGCUCCCCUCAACCUCUCGACACGAGCCAAGGACCAACGACCAGAACCUGAGUGCUCAUUGGAGCUCCCAUUGAACCUCAGUCUUCGGGUUUCUCACAGCAGCCCCGAACACACUCCGAGUGCCUCAGACUCCCCACACAAACCCAACGACGGCGAGGACGAAGAGCCAUGUGACCAGAGGCAGACUGCAGCUCUUGCACUAUGCCAGCUUGCCACCGCCAGCUCUGCAGCCUCUUCAAAUGAUUUUAAUAAAGCGCAAACAGCUUCACAGGAUCUCACAGAGGAGACGAGCACUCCUCCGACCAACAGGUCAGCCACCAGGGCGACGGGCGCCAAGAGGAGCCACGGCGCACAAGCAGACAGCAAACGCCACAAAACAAACAGGGGGGAGAAAACGCCGGGGCGGGCUCUGAGGAAAAGGCCUCGAUGCUGCUGAAGAGUGAUAGUAUCAAAGGACUUUGCAUAUGUAAAAUACAAAACGUACAUCCAUAAUAUUUCAUUACAAUAUAUACUCAAUGUUUACUGUAUAAAAGUGGUGCAUUUUGAUGAAAAUAAACUUAUUUAAAAGA